AUGGCAAUUGGAGAUGGAGAUGGAGAUGGAGAUGGAGAUAACAGUACAGUGAAUAAGAGUUGUGUUUUGUCGUUCAUCGGGAAGGCCACGUGGUGUAAGCAUGACUAUUUCGUUGCUCAGCCCUACAACUCGGUAGCCAUCGUCUCCGUCUCCGACAAUGACUACUCUGCUUAUCUUGCUAGGAACGCCGAUGAUGAUCUCCAGAAAUUGCCAGCAUUCGCUAAAACGAUUAUGCAGCAGUUGGGCGAAAACUUGGAAAGAAUCCAAGGUUUAGGAGUGAAAAGAAUAGCAGUUAUAUUGAUUGAGCCAAUGGGAUGCGUACCUCUACAAGCUGCCUCUUCGUCGUAUACAAAUUGCAGUGAAGUUUUGAACUUAGGAUCGAAGUUCCACAACCAAAUGCUGAAGCAAGCUCUCAAAAACUUGAAUGAUAAGAGCAACUCAACAGUUUUCGUCACCCUUGAUCUCUACAAUGUUUUUAUUUCAGCUCUAAACAAGCUCAGGAAGCGUGCAUCAGGAAGUUUGGGAAUGAAGAAUCCAUUGAAGCCAUGUUGUGAGGGAAAAGAGAAGGGGAAAUAUUACUGUGGAAGUAUGGAUGAGAGUGGGGCAAAACAGUAUGGUAUUUGUGAGAAUCCAAACUUGUCAUUGUUUUGGGACACUGUCCAUCCUUCGCAGAAUGGUUGGCAUACAAUUUUCUCCUCUCUACGAUCUUCACUCCACACAUUCAUCACCUAGUUAC
Molecule: messenger RNA, 736 nt
Organism: Hibiscus syriacus
Lineage: Eukaryota; Viridiplantae; Streptophyta; Magnoliopsida; Malvales; Malvaceae
Product: GDSL esterase/lipase At5g03610-like
Exons: 4
Coding region: 1-732 (243 amino acids)
Molecular function (GO): hydrolase activity, acting on ester bonds
Source: RefSeq, a predicted model, not a curated record